This is a messenger RNA of Budorcas taxicolor (takin), 2163 nucleotides long. RefSeq names its product folylpolyglutamate synthase (gene FPGS). Gene Ontology annotation, biological process: tetrahydrofolylpolyglutamate biosynthetic process. The record is from RefSeq and is a predicted model, not a curated record. Gene Ontology annotation, molecular function: tetrahydrofolylpolyglutamate synthase activity; ATP binding. Gene Ontology annotation, cellular component: cytosol; cytoplasm; mitochondrion. NCBI's taxonomy places the organism in Eukaryota, Metazoa, Chordata, Mammalia, Artiodactyla, Bovidae. The transcript is spliced from 15 exons. Bases 1 to 1758 code for a protein of 585 amino acids.
AUGUCUCGGGCACGCUGCCACGCUCUCUUCCUGGCAGCAGUUUCUCCGCGUGGUGCAACAACCAGGGUCGCAGCGCGGCGAGGGUUGAGCGCGUGGCCUGUGCUGCAGGAGCCAGACAUGGCGUAUCAGGAUGCCGUGCGCACACUCAACACCCUGCAGACCAAUGCUAACUACUUGGAGAUGGUGAAGCGUGAGCGGGGUGACCCCCAGACACAGCUGGAAGCCAUGAAGCUGUACUUGGCACGGAGUGGGCUGCAGGUGGAGGACUUGGACCAACUGAACAUUAUCCACAUCACUGGGACCAAGGGGAAGGGCUCCACGUGUGCCUUCACUGAACGUAUCCUCCGAAGCUAUGGCCUGAAGACGGGGUUCUUUAGCUCUCCCCACCUGGUGCAGGUGCGUGAGCGGAUCCGCAUCAAUGGGCAGCCCAUAAGCUCCGAGCUCUUCACCAAGCACUUUUGGCGCCUCUACCACCGGCUGGAGGAGACCAAGGACGACAGUAGCUGUGUCUCCAUGCCUGGCUACUUCCGCUUCCUCACGCUCAUGGCCUUCCACGUCUUCCUCCAAGAGAAGGUGGACCUGGCAGUGGUGGAAGUAGGCAUCGGUGGGGCUUACGACUGCACCAACAUCAUCAGGAAGCCUGUGGUGUGUGGGAUCACCUCUCUUGGCAUUGACCACACUGGCCUUUUGGGGGACACAAUGGAGAAGAUCGCAUGGCAGAAAGGGGGCAUUUUUAAGAGUGGCGUCCCUGCCUUCACCGUGCUCCAGCCUGACGAGCCGCUGGCAGUGCUAAGGGACAGGGCUCAGCAGAUCUCAUGUCCCCUCUACCUGUGCCCACCACUACAAGCCCUGGAGGAAGGGGGGCCACCGCUGACCCUGGGCCUGGAGGGAGAGCACCAGCGGUCCAAUGCUGCCCUGGCCUUGCAGCUGGCCCGCUGCUGGCUGCAGCAGAAAGGUUACCAGGAUGCUGGGGAGCUGAAGGCAUCCAGGCCCAGCCUCCCGGGGCAGCUGCCCCCAGCACCUGUGUUCCAGCCCACGCCCCACAUGCAGCAGGGGCUUCGGCACACGGAGUGGCCAGGUCGGACGCAGUUGCUGCGGCGCGGGCCUCUUACCUGGUACCUGGACGGCGCGCACACCACCAGCAGCAUGCAGGCCUGUGUGCGCUGGUUCCGCCAGGCGCUACACCGCUGCGAGCGGCCGGACAGUGGGUCCGAGGUGCGCGUCUUGCUCUUCAACUCCACUGGGGACCGGGAUUCCGCGGCCCUGCUGAAAGUGCUGCAGCCCUGCCAGUUUGACUAUGCCAUUUUCUGCCCUAACCUGGUAGAGAUGGCAUCAACAGACAAUGCAGACCAACAGAACUUCACAGUGACACUGGACCAGGUGCUGCUCCGCUGCCUCGCCCACCAACAGCACUGGAGUUGCCUGCAUGAGGAGCGGGCCAGCCCGGACCCUUGGAGCACGCCCGGCCGGGAGCAGGGUGGGCCCGCAUCUCUGCUGCUGGCGCCUCACCCAUCCCACACCCACGGUGCCAGCUCCCUCGUCUUCAGCUGCAUCUCCCACGCCUUGCAGUGGAUCACCCAAGGCCGGGACCCUGUCUUUCAGCUGCCCAGUCCCCCACGGGGCCUCCUCGCCCACCCUGUGGCAUACAGUGGGGCCAUGGUACUCCAAGAGGCUGCCGCCGUCCACGUGCUGGUCACAGGCAGCCUGCACCUGGUGGGCGGUGUCCUGAAGCUGCUGGAGCCCUCCCUGUCCCAGUAGCCCAGGCAGUGGGGUGGAGGGGAUGGGCGUUUGCCCUGCAUCUCCCAUGAACUCCUAAACUGUUUGACUUCUGUGCCUUCCUGAUUCUGUCUAGACUGACCCAGGGUCUUGGGCUCUAGGCAGUGAAAUAGAGAGCUGGAGGCAGGAUGCUGAGCUCUGUCUCUGAGCCCCGGAUGCCCCUAGCCUCUUCUUCCUGGUUCUCCAGCUGUUGGAGCACCCCUGACCGUCCAACCCGUCUCUACUCCUACCCUGCCUGCUUCCUGUCUCGGGCCCGCCUGGGGCCCUGCCAGCUGUUGGCUGCUGGUUGAUUGAUUUCCUCCUCCCAGUGACCUUCUGGGAAAGGAGAGGGUCCCUGCCUGGGCCCCCCAGGGUGCAGAGGGUGGCUGAAAUGAUUUAAAGCUUUGA